Phytophthora sojae is the source of this 564-nucleotide messenger RNA. RefSeq lists its product as hypothetical. The coding region runs from base 1 to 564 and encodes 187 amino acids. The record is from RefSeq and is a predicted model, not a curated record. The transcript is spliced from 2 exons. NCBI's taxonomy places the organism in Eukaryota, Oomycota, Peronosporomycetes, Peronosporales, Peronosporaceae.
AUGCCGGUCACUUGGUCCGUCGCUCUCGUCUCGGUUGUCACCACAGCCACGCUCGCCGUAACCCCCGCCGACGCGCACGGAUACCUCUCGAGCCCGACCAUCACGGCAGCUGUGAACAGCGCCUUCGGAGGCCAUGAGUGGAACCGCGGCCCGGAGUUCAGCACGGCCACCUUCACCUCGGCUUUCCCGAACACUGGCUACUCGUCGCUCAGGGACAUGCUCGACCAGCAGGUCGCAGACUGCGCCAACACGCGCAUUGAUGUUUCGCCCGUAGACGUGGCUGGACUCACAGUCGUGACCUGGGAGAACGGGAAUGGGAUCACGUCGCACCGUGGUCCGUGCGAGGUCUGGGUCGAUGACAUCGUGGUGAACCACCAGGACGACUGCGUAGCCACGUACGGCGCUGGGACGCAGAUCAAGGUGCCCGCCAACUUCUCCAAGUGCUUGGGGGACUGCACACUGCGCUUCUACUGGCUGGCGCUACACGAGCCGAAAUGGCAAAUCUACAAGCAGUGCGUACCCAUCGUGAACAACUCUGGAGCUCGUGCUCUCCGCACGGCCUAG